Messenger RNA from Pseudovirgaria hyperparasitica, 2104 nucleotides. RefSeq lists its product as uncharacterized. Gene Ontology annotation, biological process: mycotoxin biosynthetic process. The annotation marks the transcript as partial. The transcript is spliced from 5 exons. The record is from RefSeq and is a predicted model, not a curated record. NCBI's taxonomy places the organism in Eukaryota, Fungi, Ascomycota, Dothideomycetes, Acrospermales, Acrospermaceae.
UGUAAUAUGUCAAAGCUGGAGAAAUCCUACUGAACGGAUUUGAUCCUUGCACCCCCCAAACAGACCAGCUCGGCCCUAUCACAGAGGCUGCACGGGGGUUGGAGUCCUGGAGUGUUGUAUAUUCGUUCCUGAAUCCACAGUUUCAAGAGUCAUGUGGUACGUACCGUAGAAGAUUGCCGUGCCGUCGAAACUCGGCCGUUCUUGGAAGUGAUGAUUCACUGCGAAACUACCGAACGUUGAACAUGUCUGGUACGCUCUGCUGUGGUACGGGAAUUGGGUGGUCUAUUUGAUACGUACUAAAGAGCGUGGGUAGACUUGUUCUUCGACUACCAUCGCAUAGCUUAUUUCUACCUACCACCGUUCAUUUCUAGACAAUUCGCUCUGGCAGCACACAGUUAUCAAGAGCAUUGAUUGCUUCUAUUUCAUUAAUCAUCUAUUACGACUCUCUUCUUUUGAUAAACAUCACUAUGGAGCACAAAGGCGUCUUUCGCAAUAUAUGUCAAGGCGACGGAAAGGGAGCUUACGUCGUCGCACGAGGGCACUCAUAUUGUCCAUACGAAUCCGCCUCCGCGCCAGAGAGUCCACGAACACCGCGAACCUCCAACAGCCAAUUCACAGACAAAGACAGCACACUCUACGAAGAAUCAGUCUACGAAUGCGAGCGAAGAUGUCCAGCCAGACGAGCACCAACGAUCGUCGUGCACGCAAUCGUCUUCCUCGCCUACUCAACACUACUAACAGUCCUAGUAAUGGCAGCAAUGAGCAAACCAGACUGCGAACAAUGCAUAAUGUACAACUCACCAGCAAAGAACCUAGUAAACUACAAGCUCCAAUCCACCUCGCAAUACGACCUCGCAACAGACAUCUACGCCGGCCACCCCCGCCCCGAACUCGAAGCAGCAUGGUCCAUCCUCCUCGAGCCCACCAACCUCCGCCUCACCGAAUCCGAAGUCCACGCCGUAAACCGCCUCGACAACGCCAUCGCCCUCCCCGACGGCGGCUACGCCGGCUCCCUCAACAUCUUCCACGAACUCCACUGCGUCGACGCCAUCCAGCGCUGGCUCCACACACAACUAUAUGCUUCCACGUACUUUCCGCAUCUCAACGAGACGGAUAGGGCUCGACAGCGGUUUCGCACGGAACAGUGCCUUACUAGUCUUCGGAAGGCGGCACUUUGCCAUGCGGAUGUUGGCGUGGUGACGUAUAAUUGGGAUGGGGAGGCGGGGGGGCCGAGGGCGCGGGCGGAGUAUCAGUGUGCGGAUAUGGGGCCUUUGUUGGAGUGGGCGGAGGGGCGGAGGGUGGAGGUGGAGGGGGUUGGGGAGGGGGAUGGGGGGUAUUCGGUGCUUGGUGAAGUUGUGACUUCCUCUGGCGAGGAGGGUUUGAGGCAGCUGAUGCAGGAGGGUCUAGGGGUGGUGAGGAAGGGUGUGAGUAUUAUGAGCUAUCAUCAUACAAGACAUACGAUCCCAGCACGCCAGGCUCAAAAGCACGAAGCAGGAGAGCUAGGAACGAUGGCAUAUGACGAGCCCGAUGAUAUCGUUGAUUAUGGGAUGGACAGCGAGGAUGACGGAGCGUCGGGAAUCCAAUACAUUGGCGAAGUGCCAGAGUCAGAUAUCGAACCUGGCCAUGAAGUAAGCCAUCGAGUUCCUUCGUCCUUGAACCAAGCUGCCCAACUUCCUGGAGACUGGCAUGGGGAUGACAUAGAGCCGACAAUCCAAUCCAUUGGCGAAGCGCCAGAGUCAGAUUUCGAACUUGGCCACGAAGAAAGCGAUCAAAUUAUCUCGUCUAGGAGCCCGGACGCCCAAGGUCAUGUAGACUGGUUUGGGGAUGACUACCGUCAUCAAGCUCGAUCCGACCCGCAAGAAGGAUAUACUUUGAUCGGACAAGCCGGACCUGGCCAUCAAGAAACCCAUCCAAUUCUCUCGCUUGGGAAUCCAGACCCCCAGGGUCCUGUAGAAUGCCGUGGGGAUGACCACCGCAAUAAAGAUCCAUUCUACCAGCAAGAAGGAUAUUCUUCGAUCGGACAAGCCGGACCUGGCCAUCAAGAAACCCAUCCAAUUCUCCCGCCUGGGAACCAAGAGCCCCAAAGUCCUGGACCUGGGGUUCC